AUGGGUUCAUAUACCUUCUUCUCUUCCAUUCUCUAUUUUUUCCUUCUAGCUACAUUGGUCACAUCUUCUCCAUUCCUAUCAAAUGACAUAUUUGAUUCUGGUGCAUCCACUGGUCGUUCCCUCUUACAAGCUAAGAAAGCUUGCACGGUUGAUUUUGAGAGCAAAAACUUCACAAUCCUAACAAGUCAAUGUAAAGGUCCACAAUAUCCUCCAAAGAUUUGUUGUGGUGCAUUUAAAGAAUUUGCUUGUCCAUUUGCUGACAACAUUAAUGACUUAACAACAAAUUGUGCUGAAGUUAUGUUUAGUUACAUAAAUCUUUAUGGAAAAUACCCACCUGGAUUAUUUGCUAAUGAGUGCAAAGAAGGGGAAUUAGGUCUUGAGUGUUCAGAUGUUAAAAAUACUACUUCUAGUAGUGUUCUUGUGCAUGCUCCUAACACUAUGUUGGUGGUUUCAUAUGUUGGUUUUAUUGGAUUUAUUUUCCAUUUGUUCUGA
Vicia faba (fava bean) is the source of this 492-nucleotide messenger RNA. The record is from the annotation of a GenBank genome assembly. NCBI's taxonomy places the organism in Eukaryota, Viridiplantae, Streptophyta, Magnoliopsida, Fabales, Fabaceae.